AUGAAGAUUGCUACUUUAAUCGCUACAGCAAGUACUGUUGCGGUUCUGAUUAAUGCUGCUACAGUUGACCCAACAAGGGCCGCUAUGUUGGCUCUUCAAGUGUAUAUGACUGAUAUUCGUAACAAUAUUGCCCAAUAUAUGUCUUUACAAAAAGAAUCUCCGGACCAAUCUGUUCCUCCAGCUGUCACAAAAGCAAUGAUGGAUAUGAUGUUGCAUCCAACUGCUGCAUAUACAACCCAUUUCUCAACUGUACCUUUAAGUGAAAUCGAGUUUAUUAUUACUGGGGUUCCUUGGUUUACAACCAGAUUAAAGACUCAAAUCUUAAAUGUCUGGUCAUUUAAUGAUGUUACUCCAUGGGCUGAUAAGUCUUCUCCUUUAACUACUUCUUCUACUUCUACUUUUUCUUUAGCUGAUCCAUAUCCUGGUUCUUCUGCAUCUUCAACAUUUACUAACUCCCCUCUAACCUCAAUUUUUACCACGGAAGCUACAGCACCGUCGUCUACUCUAGAUUAUUCUGCUUCUGCUUCUGCUUCUGCUUCUGCUUCUGCUUCUGCUUCUGCUUCUGCUUCUGCUUCUGCUUCUGCUUCUGCUUCUGCUUCUGCUUCUGUUUCUGCUUCUGUUUCUGCUUCUGCUUCUGCUUCUGCUUCUCAAUUCUCCACUACUGCUACUUCAUUGAGAUCUUCUUCCGGUUUUCAUUCUUUUGAUGUUGAAAGUGAAAUUGGAAACUCAUCAACCGUCACAUACACAAGCUUAACCACUAGAAAUGAAACUAUUACUAUCUGCUCAAAUAGUUGCACUCGUUCUUCCUCCUUAGCUUCAGUCAUUUCUUCUUUGACUAUUUCUACUCCCAAGACAACUUACUUUUCAAAUGCUACUACUUCUUACACUACAAACUUAUCUACAGCUUGGGAAACUAUUACAUCAUGUGAAGAAGGUUGUCAUACCUCAAAUUCACAAUUUGUUCCUAAUAUCACAACUGUUAGAACUAGCACCUCUUCUGGACAAAGGCAUAUCAGUGAGACAUCACAAUAUGCAGGGAACCAAACUAUUUACAUUACUGAAGUUGAUACUAUUUUAAAAACUAUUACAUCUUGUGAAAGUGAUAAAACUUCAACUUCUACCGCCAGUACUGAAGUAUUUUCAACUAGAAUUGAAUCUACUAUAUCUUCAGCUAGUUUUAAUAGUAUUUCUACUAAACCUACUACCAAGACAGUAUAUUUCACCAGUACAUUAACUACUUCUACAUCUGUAAAAACUAGUCGCUCUCCAAUAAUUGAACAGACUCCGAACUCUACUUUCCCAUCUGUUUCUGUUGAACUAAAAACUGCAAAUAGUGUUGCCAAAGAUGUGGUUGAUCUGGGUGCUUGUAUUUUGGGUGUAGUUGCAUUGUUAUUAUAA
Henningerozyma blattae CBS 6284 is the source of this 1398-nucleotide messenger RNA. RefSeq names its product SRP1/TIP1 family protein. Bases 1 to 1398 code for a protein of 465 amino acids. Gene Ontology annotation, biological process: fungal-type cell wall organization. Gene Ontology annotation, molecular function: structural constituent of cell wall. The transcript has a single exon. Lineage: Eukaryota; Fungi; Ascomycota; Saccharomycetes; Saccharomycetales; Saccharomycetaceae. The record is from RefSeq and is a predicted model, not a curated record. Gene Ontology annotation, cellular component: fungal-type vacuole; fungal-type cell wall.